Molecule: messenger RNA, 939 nt
Organism: Pseudogymnoascus destructans
Lineage: Eukaryota; Fungi; Ascomycota; Leotiomycetes; Thelebolales; Thelebolaceae
Exons: 2
Coding region: 1-939 (312 amino acids)
Biological process (GO): SREBP signaling pathway; protein processing
Cellular component (GO): Dsc E3 ubiquitin ligase complex
Source: RefSeq, a predicted model, not a curated record
AUGAACGAUGAAUCCGCAUCCGCUCCCGACGCGGGUCCGGCAGACCCUCAACUACCUCCCAGCAACGACGCCGCCGCAGCAACUCCAGCAACAACUCCAGCAGCUACACCACCUCCAGCUGUAGCAGGAAUCGAUGAUAACAGCCCCGCCGCCCGGCGACGGCGCCGAAUCUUCAUCCAGACGAAGAAGAAAGCCGAGUUCAUCCACGACAUCCUCGUCAAUCUAGACGUGUUAAUCUACGCCGAGCUCUGCUUCAUGUAUUACAACGACUGCUCCCUCUUCCGCUUCCUCCUCCGCUCAAUAACCCAACUCGUCUUCCUCUCCCCCGCCGCCAAGCCCCCCCCCAUCCCCGGCCCACGCCCCUACAUCCCCGCCCUCCUCUCCACAAACACCCUCUGCGCCUUCCUGCACCUCGUCACCGCGCGCCCGUCCGGGUCGGAGCUCACGCGGGGGUAUCUACAUGGGGGGAUAAUAGUCGAUUUCAUCGGGCAGCGCGCGCCGUCUACAAAAGCUGUGUUGGUGGGGUUGGAUAUCCUGAUACUGCUACUGCAGCUUGUGAUGCUGUCUGUGCAUGUUGAAGAAGCGGUGCUGAAAGCUGCGCUGGCGAAUCGCGAUGGGAUGACUGCUUAUAUAGCUGCAGGCGGCACCGGGGUCGAUGGUGCGGAGCGGGGUGCUGGGGAUUUGGAGAUGGGUACAGGCACGCAGGGCGGGGAGAUGGGGGUGGAGAUGGAGAUGCAGGAUUUAUCAGCCCCCGAGGGAGCAGGCGCGGAGGAACGCGAUGUGUUACUUGCGGAGAGGAUGAGGAGGGCGGAGGAGGGAGGGGAUGCGGGGGUUGUGGAUGCGUUUUAUACGGGGAAUGUGGUGGUGGGGACGUUUGAUGUGGUGGGGACUGUGAGGGCGCUGUGGGAGGGGGGGAGGGGGGUGGGAGGGCGCUGGUGA